AUGAAGCAGCGAGGAAUGAGAGAGGUAAGUGAAGUCCUAGCUAGCUAGGCAACAUAAGUCUGUCUUAAAUUAAUGCUAAGUUAGCUAACGUUAUUCCUUGUAUCAAGACAACCAUAUUAAUUUGCUGUACGAGCUGUGGGGGGAAUUUCCAGUGAGUUUCAUCAGCAUGAAACAUUCUGCUGGUUCUGCUCUGGACCUCUGCAUCAAUGAUAAUUUUGAGUAAGCUUGUGUUAGUUGACAGAUAUAGCCUAUAGAUGGUGCAGUGGUUCUCAAAUGGCCUAUCUUCAAGAAGAAAAACAGUUUUUAUAUAUAUAUUUUCAUGUCUGUCCAAACAAAGUGGAACAACAAAGUGCUGGAAGAGGUGAGGGAGAGAUGAAAGUUGAUGAGCAAGAGCGGAGGUGAGUUGACUAUGAAUGAAUGAUGUCCCAAUCAUUUUUUUUUUGUUUUUUUUUUUGAGUCAUUUGAUUUGAAUAUCGAUUGCAGAAAUACAAAACCUCCCAUAUGAGGAAAAAACAAAAAAAAAAUUUUUGGAAAACAAAAAACCUGCCCCAGUACAGUAUUAGGUCUAGUGACGCCCCUGCCCUCACCACCAGCCGCCUCCUGUCUCUCCUCAUUUUUUAUUUUUUUUUAAAAUCAUCAGUGAUAGACCGCCUCAUUUGUAAAAAUUGUGAAACACUUGUUGUCAUGAAGCGCACAUGCGCUCCAUCCUCAGACACUGUGGUUGAAAGUUGCCCUCUUUUUCACUGGCUUAGUCAGUCUGCACUCUCUCUUGUUCUCAUACAGGGCCUGUGUUAGAGUGAGCAUUAAACAUAUGCACUUGGACGAACACAACCAGAUAAAAUUCUAACUCGCGCACACUGAAAUAAAGGUCUUGUAUGCAAUUUUGGUCACAGUCUCGAGCACUGUCAAUAUGGAAUACGCUAAACAGCACGUUAGCGUAUUCCAUGGGAAAUUCUAGUACAAAAAUGAAACAGUGGACUGACAUUAUGCAUUGCACACACUCUGCAGGAGAGAGUUUCACCGAAGCACUUCCAGCUUAAAAUACCACAUUAACUUGAAGGAUGGGUGUCUAUGUUCAGUGCAUAUAUAUUCCCUUCUCUCUUAAACCUCUUUGCCUAUGCAAAAUGAAACAAUUAAUAUAGAUUAGAAACGAAUGAAAUUUAAGAGUAAAUAAUCAAAAUUAAUCCACAGCAACCCUUUGAUUACUUCUAUUAAAAAUGUUGUGUGUGUAUAUAUAUAUAUAUAUAUAUGUGUGUGCGUGUGUGUGUGUGUGUAUGUAUAUGUAUACACACACACACACAAAUAUACUACAAUCUGUAAAACUUAAAGCCUAUGUAAAUGAAAUUUCAUUCUGUAUACGCCUGCUGCAUACUGAACAACAAACAAAAAGUCUAGGUCUAAGUUUCAGUCUGUUUGAGCGAUAUACAUGACAGAGGAAAUCAAUCCCCAACCACUUUAUGCACAUCAGUCAGACUGAUGUGUUUACAUGAUUUUUCAAGUCCAGUUUCAGCCAGACACAGGCGAUAAAUUGACCUUUUAGGUGCCUGUAAUUGCACUGAUGGAGUAGUUGGCUGUUGCAGAGGGCAGAGACACACACAGCUGGCAAGGAGAUCAACUUCCUACAUGUUUGUGCAAAAAUGUGGAUGUAUUUAGAAGUUAAAAAAAACAAAAAACGUAUUUUUUAGUUUAGCUGCUCUGUUUACUGGAGCUCUUUCUUCUCUCUGUCUUUAUGUUGAUCAGUCACAGCCACGCUCUCUCUUGUGUGCUGGCAGUAGCCUCUGGCUGAAAAUAUGAGUGUGGAUAUUUUGUCUUCCAUACCACUUUACUUCCAAAUGCAGAUAGCUAAUGUAUCAUUUUGGAGACCUAGAUACUGAAAACUAUCAAAAACUUUAAAAACCCAGACAAAUCACCAAAAUGAAACAAAAAUUUUUGCUCUGAAUAAAAUAUUGUCACCUCUCCAGGAUUUAUAAUCUUUUUUUAUUGUGUUAUUUUAAGUCUGCCUACAUUCAUGUCAUUCCCAGAACCCGAUGUGAAAUCACAGCUUUCUCUUGACUUGGCUUUACGGUCUGCCUGAACUGUAAGGUGUGCUAUUACACUCAGUGACGUCCAUUUGUAAAGUAGAUCAUUUCUGUACAAUAGCAAUGUUUAAGGAACUUAAAGGAAAUUAAAAGGAAUUCAGACUAAUGGUUGAGUCAAAAGUAAACAAACACUACAAAACCAGUGAAAAUUUAUCACAGUUUAUUUAACAGCACUACACAGAUUCAAAAUCAUAUUGUGUGUAGCAUUUUUGACUGCUAAAUAAAACAACAUCAUGUUCUUAAAUAACAACUGAAGCUUUAAAACUUUGGGAUGUGCUUUAUGAACAUGGCCUUAAAUCACUGAAUAAAACUUGUGACUUUUAAACAAGGAAAAACACAAAUCAAACCAUUAUCAGUCAAAAAAAAAAAAACAAUAACAGACCUAUGGGAGGAUAACUCAUGACUAUCAACUACAACAGCUCAUGCUUAACAGACAUCAUUCAACACCUACUUGUCUGAGUUUUGUUAAGUCAAAUCAGUAUGUUGACAUGCCCCGGUGAAGGUCAAGGCCUUUGAUAACUUCAAGUCUGGCAGCCAAAAAAGACUUUUGUAAGCUGGUGUCGUUUUGGAGAGCUCCUUGUCUUCCGCUCCACCACAUGAAUAAAUCGUCUUUGGCCUGAGUACAGGUUUCAAAUCCAUCAGCACUCCAGGGCGUGCCCAAGCAUGAUUUGAUAUUUUGGUGAGCAGCGCAGCCUGGCGCAAGUAUCCCCCCUCCCUUACUCAGCUCCUCCCAGCGGCGCAAGUACUAGAGAAGGAGGAGAGUCCAAUUUGCGCCAAUCACAUCAGCUCCUCUCGGUGAGGUUUAUUGCCAUUUUCGUGGAGCAGUCAGACAAAUGGCAGAAGACAACAAUGCGCGACAGCCAAACUUUUAACAGGAGGAGAUUGAUGUUCUGGUCCGGGAGGUGCAGUCUCGCAAUGACCGGAUUUAUGGGCAUGCAAACAGACCACCAUGGGCCGAUGAUGCCAAAGCAUCCUGGGAGGAGAUAAGUACUGCCAUGAACCAGGUUUGCCUGGACGGGCAGAGAACCGCUGCACAAUGCAAAAAGCGGUUCAGUUAUGUCAGAUGACGGGCUAAGCAAAAACUAUCUCAACACUGUCACAAGACGGUGACGACCGGAGGUGGCCUCUCAUCGAGUGUGGCGCUGAGCCCUGCCGAGGACGUGGCGUUCUCCACACUCCCCCAAAGAAGUAUUGAGGGGUUUGGUGUCUCUGAGGUUGGACCCACGGCUAAGACAAACAUUCUUCUCCACAAAUAAAGACACUCACAUCAAGUAUAUUUAAUGCGUGCGUAAUGGGAUUGGAAUCGGAACCACCUGUGCGUAAAGGAUGGAUCAAACAAGCCUGAUUUUUUUAAAGCUAAGACUGGACAGCAGGAGAAAGGGAACCAAUACUCUAAGCGACCUUGUGAGCUGUGGUGUCUGACCCAACAAUGAGGACCUCAGUCUUGUCAGGGUUUGGCUGCAGGAAGUUAUGAGCCAGCCAGUCCUUAAUGGCGGUCAGACAAUCGAGCAAAACAAUUAAUUUGUCUGUAUCAUCAGGCCUAAAUGACACAUAAAGCUGGAUGUCAUCAGCGUAUAGGUGAUAAAAAAUGCCCUUGAAUUAAUUAAAAGAACUAAAUGAAAGGCAACAAAAACUUAAUUAAAUGUCCAACUGAAAAACUCCCAAAGGCAAAAAGAACACAAGAGGCAAAAUCCAGAUCGACAAGUCAUUGCAAAGAUAGAACACGUUUUGAUGGCUGGUAUUGGGCUAAAAAAAAAUUCCCCAAAAAUGAAAUUAAUACACAUAAAAGAUUUUUUCGGUGUGUAAAUGAAUGGGCAUCACUAUAGUGCUGUUGCAAUUUACCAGGGUACGACUUACUUUUCCUUACGGGAAACCAGCUAAACUGGCCAAAGCAUACUACAAAAUAACGGCCGACUUGCAGUCAUACUGCAUACUACUAUCAAACACAGUACUCAGUAUGUGGUAUCUACUGCCUACUGCGGUCGGCAGGAGUAUGCAGUUGGCCAAUUUGAAAACAGCCACACUCUCUCUCUCGUGUAAAUGGAUUUAUAGUGUCAGGUGAUCUCUGUUCCUCUGCUUUAUCUCCUCGCUGGCAAACAAAUGAGUAACCCACAUUCAGAUGAGAAAUGCAUAUCAACUGUAUAUGAAGGUGUGUGUGUGUGUGUGUGUGUGUGUGUGUGUGUGUGUGUGUGUGUGUGUGUGUGUGUGUGUGUGUGUGUGUGUUUAAGGGGUUUUAGACAAGGCACCCAAGGCAUAUGCCCUCAGGAUACAAAAUUUUGGACUCAGCUAUUAUCCUGUUGUUGUGUAUAUGUGUGUUUGUUAUCCUAACAAUGCUUCUGGGUCAACUCACUCAACAUUGAACUCUAUUUGACCUUACCUCCCAUGAUGCAUUUCUCCUAGUAACCUCCCACGGCUCCCCACAAUACCUACCAUCUUUUUAAAUCACCAGCACAAAGAAACAUUCAGACUGGCUGAUACACAGACACACACACUCCUAAUGCAGAGAUGCUGACAUAAACACACACCUCCAUCCUUUCUCCCUUUUCUCUCCCUCUGCCGGAGCUGUUUUCUCUCCCUCAAAGUGACAAAGAAUUCAGGAGCUGUCUGAUGACAGUCCUUGUUUACCUCCUUUCACUCCUUCCUCCUCCUCCUCUUUCUCUUGACGAUUCCUCUCUCACUUUUUCGUAAGCCGCCCCUCUGAGACGGUCUGUCAUGGAUAAAGAGAUCCUCAGAUGCAGAUUAGCGCUGAAAGAGGACAACCCUGUUGUCUUUACAAUUAGUUACACAGUACCUGAAGAUCUAUUUCAGUCCUCUGUUAUUCAAACAUAGGAAUGCCGCUCUGUGUGUGUGUGUGUGUGUGUGUGUGUGUGUGUAUUCCUGCUGCCUCAGUUCUGAUGGGUUACACUAACAGCAGGAUCCUCACAUGUUUCCAGCUUCAGUAUUAACUAGUAUGUAAUGUAGGCCUUAAAUAAACAGCAUGCAGUGGUAGACUUGUAAGAACUGUUAAAUGGACCAUCAUUGCGUUUUCCCGCUAGUAAAAUGAAGCUCACAGGCACAGGGACAUAACUUCCUGUUGUUGUUCUCCUAAAGGCAUGCCGAUACGCACAUACACAAGGGAUGCAGGACCCCCUUAAGGCAGGGAAGCUUUCUUAAGAAGUGUAAAUGAGCCCAGAGAUGACUUUGGAGAUGACAGGAGGAGAUGCCUGCAGUUAGAUCAGAUGGUUGGUGUGUUCAAAGAGGCUCUCCUCGCCAUCGCGGUCCUUGUAGGUGAGGAUAGUAAACAGUAUUAAAGGGAUGUCCUCCUCAUUGGCUUUUUGAUUUGAUUUUUUUGUGUGUUUCUGCUUGUGCUGAUCAGAUACUUGUAGUUACCCAGAUCAGUGUUUAUCAACCUUUAUUUUGUUUCUAUCUUACCUUAAAUUUAACACUGCUGGGGUUUAUACUAAGGGUUAUAUAGGCCUGAUAUCAGGUUAGGGGCCAUAGUUUUUCCGGUGCAUUUCAUUGUCUCCACGUCUCUCUUGUGUUCCUCUCUUCACCUGUGCGUACAGUUAUGUAAACAAUGUAUCACUAAAGCGCUCAGUCUUUUAACUGAAGAGCAAAUAUUAUGGAUAUAAAAUUUACAUGUAUUAAUUACCCACAAUCUCCUCUAGGUCAGAUGCCUCUCUGUCCCUUAUUACAUUUAUAGAACCCAGGCAAUUUCAUUAUAGAUACUUUAAAGGUGGGGUAGGCAGGAUCUGAGGAAGUACCCACUUUUGCGAGAAAUCUUGAAUAAAUGUUUAGCAGCGCUAAACUGUUUACCUGUUGUUGUUGUUUAUGUUAUGAAUCAUAAUAUUUGAUUAAUUAUAAAGCAAAAUGUUCCUAUCACAGGAUUCCAAUGGUACUCUCUUGAAUGGACAUGCCUUGUCUUGGUAUCUGGGAUCCACCAAUGCUGCCAUCGAAAACAGGGGACCAGUCCCAGCCUUCCACUGUCUGGUAAAGGACACAUUACUGUAGUUGCAGUCUCUGCACUCACAACCCAAAUCGGCUCCUCAAAGGGAGGUAAGACCUUGACUGCCUCCUCUAACUGGUUUGCUGUCAGUGGAGCUGAGUAUUCUGUUGCAUGCUUGGUAAUAAGAUGUCAUAUCAAAACGCUUCACAAAAUGAUCAUAUUGCAAGUGGCUGUUGAACUGCUUAUGUCCUUUGAGUCUUGUGGCCCUGGGGGUCACUCUAGGCUGCCUUAAAACAGUUGUUGUUGUGAUCUGGCUGGCUGUACACGCGUGUGAGCAAUAAAGUCCUGGUAAUGGCUAGACUUCCUCAUCAACGUCCUGUUUAUUAUUUUCGUAGUGAGUAUAAACUGUUGGUGAACUUCAGCUGUGAUGCUGUUUUAGGGUUUAGUGUUAGCUGACAGAGUGAUCAGGGUGAGAUGAUCAGCUCAGAUUUUAAUCCUCAACCUAAAAUCUGAUCCGUCUGAUCAGAUUGUCUCUGAUCAGACAGGUGAGAUUAUCAUUUCAGUGGCAUGUUUCAGUUUUGGUGCUUGAACCUCAUGAUUGAAACAGAACCUGUUUCUGUAAUGUCUGUCAUUGUCUGUUUUAUUUACUGAUGUGAUGAAUUUAGGAGGAAUCGAUGACAUGUGUCAUUAAUAAAAAAACUUUGCACUACGAGUUUAUAACAUGUAAUGAGAGCUACACUGGUGAUACUGGAAAACCAUUAUACAGUCAGAAAAAUGUCGUUUUUACUUUUAAUGUGAGUCAAUAUUUCCUCACUGUUGCAAAGUGUACCUACAAUUUGUGCCCAGAGUUUUAUUCAUUUUAAAGUGUUAUUGCUUUUACGACAGUCAUCCACAUAACUGCAGUGGAAGAUAUUUUAAAAAGACAGAAAGUGGAAGUUAUAAAAGCUGAAAUGAAGAAAAGAUCAUGUGCAUUUGGAGUACACCCACCGGUACAGUGUGAGUUAUUUUUAAUCGUUCUGCCUCAUUAUAUUCGUACUUUGUAACAAAAUAAACACUCACAGAGGGACUCUGAGUGUUGCUCAAGUACCUUUUAGUUUUGGUGCAACUUUGCUCCUCAGGAUGGAUUUAGGAGAGUCAGUGUGGAUUUGCGGUGAAAACAAUAAGCAAGAGCAUCCGGCCAGAUAUUCAGUAGUCAUACUGAUCAUUUUUGUCAUUAUCAUAUUUGGCUAUUUUUUACGUAUAAUGAAAAAAAAAAUUCCACUGGUCUGGUUUUCACGGCAGCCAUAGCUCCCGCACUCUGGCCAACUUGCAAAAAAAACAAACUUUGAUUGUGUGACAUUUGCGUGUCAAACCUCUAUCAAACAAAGAGGCUCUCUUUUUUUCUCUUCUUUGUCCCUCACAUCUGCUGCGUCAUCCUCCGACGCACCAGGCAAAAAAUAAAUUCCAGAGAGUUUCAAAGAGAAGUAGGUAAACAAAAAACGAAAAAAAUUUCUGCAUAUAAGAUCGCAUAAAAGCAUGAAAUACUCUAAAUAAACGAGUCCAAGUUUGUGCGUUUUGAUUGGUGUGACGCAUCAAUUUGUGGUAAGAAUUGUGAUUGGUCAGAUGUUAAUUCUCUCCCCUAUUUAAACAAGAGCUUUGACAGUUGUCAGAUCUCGGCAGAUUUGCUUCUACUAGAAGAGUACGCACAGGUGAGACGGGAGCAGGUCUUCAGGGACUGCAGAGAUCUCCUCAUGGAGAGUGAUGAGUGGCUCACCUGUCGCUUUCGGCUUCCAAGGCAAGUCCUCCUUGAUUUAUGCCACAAUUCAGAAGCCCGGUUACAGAGGGACACUAGGCAGUCAAACGCCUUGCCAGUGCCGGUUCAGGUGGUCGCCACCAUAGGGUUUUUGGCUACUGGGACCUUUCAGAGGGAGAUUGGAGACAGAGCUGGGGUCUCCCAGCCGACAAUGAGCAGGGUGAUGCCAGAUGUGUUGGCCGCCAUCAAGUCCUUCUCCAGGGACUACAUCCAGUUUCUCCUACAAUGA
Molecule: messenger RNA, 8024 nt
Organism: Xyrichtys novacula (pearly razorfish)
Lineage: Eukaryota; Metazoa; Chordata; Actinopteri; Labriformes; Labridae
Source: the annotation of a GenBank genome assembly